AUGUCUCAAAAAUAUGCUUUAAUCACAGGAGCGUCCUCCGGUAUUGGCUAUGCUGUGGCCUUGAAAUUGUGCAAGUUGGGCUACAAGGUCUUUGGCUGUGCCCCAGAACCAUUUGUGGCCGAAAUGUUCCCAUUGAGGGACGAGUAUGGCUUGGUCCCCUUCGCUUGCGAUAUCACCAACGUUGAGGAUAUCAAGAAAAGUGUUGAGUUGAUCAGAAAGAUCUCGGGUGGCAGAUUGGACAUUUUGUACAACAACGCAGGUAUUGCUCUCGGAGGCCCUGCUGGAGAAGUGGAGCCGGAAGAAGUGGAACUUGUUUUCAAGGUCAAUGUCUUUGGCCACAUCUACAUGACGAAGUACUUUCUUGACUUUGUCAUAGCUACCAAGGGAACAAUUGUGUUCACCUGCUCUGUCGCUGCCAGGGUGCCAUUGUCAUGGACAUCAUUGUACAACGCUUCGAAAGCUGCCAUUGACCAGUACGCCUGGAAUCUCCAUGCUGAAAUGAAACCAUUUGGUGUUCGUGUACACAGUAUCGUCACUGGAGGUGUGGACACCGCCAUUGGUGAUGCCUCUACCAAGACUGCCAAGUUGGGACGUGAAGGCUCUAGAUAUGACGUGGAAGGUAUUGAUGAAAGUAUUUUUGCUACUGGAAGAAUGGCCAGAGACACCAAGUUUUCUCCAAACAAGUACGCCAACAAUGUGGUCAGAGACAUUAUCAGGAAGGAUGGUAGAUUCAACCUUUAUCAUGGUUACAAGGCAUACUCCCUCCAUUUAUUGAGCAGAUUCGCCCCAGUGUGGUUUGUCGAGUGGGUUAUUGCUAUUUAUUUCAAGCAGACCAAGGUCUUGAGGAACGUCAGAAGACAGAUUGCUAAAAAGUAG
Molecule: messenger RNA, 876 nt
Organism: Suhomyces tanzawaensis NRRL Y-17324
Lineage: Eukaryota; Fungi; Ascomycota; Pichiomycetes; Serinales; Debaryomycetaceae
Product: NAD(P)-binding protein
Exons: 1
Coding region: 1-876 (291 amino acids)
Biological process (GO): triglyceride catabolic process; phosphatidic acid biosynthetic process
Cellular component (GO): endoplasmic reticulum; lipid droplet
Molecular function (GO): triacylglycerol lipase activity; acylglycerone-phosphate reductase (NADP+) activity
Source: RefSeq, a predicted model, not a curated record